CAUACGCACACGCAUAUCGGUUGUUAUGCACGUACGUGACCUGUAGCAACCACUUACGCACACACACACAAACUAACGCGCCGUGGGAGAUACGUCGUCGAUCACGUUGCAGAGAACCAUUGUGCCUACACGCCACGGUUACUCGUUAUCAUUCUGGCAUACGUUAAUGACCUCAUCGCCGACUUGGUUUUAUCUUAUCAGUUGAAGCAAGCGAAGACACUAUCUUUCUUCUUCAUCGGUGAACACGCUCCGUUGGCCUCAGUCAGUAGUUCUAAAAAACCCGUCCGGUAGUAAGUCGUCUUUUCUAGCGUUUCAGAAUUCAAUCCAGAGUUCAACAGCGAGUGAGUGUGGUUGGGCCGAGUGAAGCUGUUUCCCGAGACAACACUACAGCAAUCAACCGUAUCGAGCAAAGAUGGCCUCAUCUUCAUCAACGCCUACCCUCAAAUCGUGUAUUCCGCUACCGCUCGACGAGGCGCAGCUGAUCGAUGUAGUGGAGAAGGCGAAGGACUGGGCACUGAUGCACGGUGCAGCGAUGCGCUCGAAGCAAAAUUUUAACCCGGAUGCACUGCAGUUCGCGCCAUUCAUCCUGACGCCGUCGUCGUUUCCUCGGGCGGAAUUUCAGAAGGCAGUUCGUCUGCAACCCGUCCUGAAUGAGCUUAUCCAUGCGGUUGCCCACGACAGCCAGUUUCUGCUCGACACGCUCAAGUCGACCGAAAAGGUGGACGAGUUUACGCGCGGGCUCGUAGAUAUUUACCGCACGGUGCUAUCGGAAGGAAUCGCACAGACCCUUACGCUCGCACUGCUCCGGUCUGACUAUUUGCCCAACUUUUCGGACGCCAUCAAGCAGGUGGAGAUAAAUACGAUCGCCUCCAGCUUCGGCGGCAUCUCCACCAACAUUACACCGAUGCAUAGUUUUUCGUUCAUCCUAAGUCACUCCUCGCUAGAUCAUGCUCGUUCUCCCCAUUUUUCGUUAUCGCCUCAAGGGAUGAGCCUCGCCUGUAAAUGUACACGCAUCCCGCCGUUCGACUGUAUCCUGCUUAGCACCACCGAAACGCUCGCUUCCAUUCCUCUCCAUUUGAUGGAUUAUUAUGACCUAUUGGUACCAAAAUAAGUGAAAUGCAUUCAAGAUAAGUUUGCAUUUGAGCAUGUCGCCCCGGGUACUGGAGCACGCUACGGAAACUACAACUGCAUGGUGCAUGACGUAUGCUUGGAACGCAUUGCUACAGGCACUAUCACGUUGGAAGGCCAAACGACAAAGACCUCGAAGAUCGCCAACAGUAGUAGCUCGAAUCGAGGACCAGUAUUACACAUGGUUUCUCGGGUAGAACUCGGUAGUGCAGCAGCUCCGUAGAUUGACCCUCUGGUAGAUGUAUGGUUUGAGAGUUAGUAAGAAAGUAGAGGCAGUUUACCCGCGGUUAUUAUUUAGUUUCGGGACUGGCGGACCAUGUAGUUCUCUAAUGUAAACUAGCUUCUUCUAUCCUCCCCUGCUCUAGUAACUCCAGUACCGUUUCCAGUUCUCCGAUUCCGAAUCGUUACGUCCUCUAUUCACACUAUCUCUGUCAUCCCUCCCCCCCCCCCCCCCCGCCCCUUACCCCUCUUCGGGGUCGGCGUGAAGACCAUCUGAUUUAAUGUUCCCCCUGGAAUUUUGGCUUCCGCUUUCCGCUUACCGUGCUUUCAGCAAUCAUACCGAGUGCAUGCGAAUGGCAUCCAAAACUGCACGGUAGGCUUCAAUCGACCUGGUUCUAUUAUGUAUCACACACCAUAGCAGAACGACACACAAACCAACGCAUGCUCCAUUGUUUCACCGACAGCAAAUUUUGUUCGCGACUGGCUACAAAAGUUCUGAGCCUUCAAAUUUUUUUUUGUUGUAUUUGUUUUUCUCUUAACUAAACUUAAGUGUGUUUAGUGUAAGUUUUUUUUUUACACUAAGUAUUAAUAAACUUUAGUGUAAAAAAAACUUAUACUAAAGUCUUGCUUUUAAACGCACCACAACUCUGUGGGCAGCAGAUUGUAGUCACGCGUUUUCGGAACUGCCAAUUGUUGUUGGGCAGUGAUGGAAUCCUUUCGAGGAGCUGUCCGCUGCCAAACCCUUACAGUCGUACGCACUUCAAGGCUAAGAACUUUCUCAAUGAGCCUCGAUAUACUUUAUAAUAAGCAUGCUGCUGGAUGGCCAUCCCCGUUUCAUCGCUCAUUCGUGUUGUUGAUGUUGUUGUUGUGCAGCAUUUGAGGCUCUCUCGAUACCUGUCAUUCCGAUCUUUACACCUUCACCAAAUCAUUGUACACUCUACUGAUCUGUCCUGUAGCACCCUCCCUUUUCAACUCCCUAAUGUACUGCUCCCCUCCCUCCCUAUCCCCACCUGCCCUCUUUCAUCUUUUCUUUUCCGUCCCCUCUUGCCUUUGGCGCGUUGAUUUACGUUUCGUUUCCUUUCUUCAAAUUCGCGUGAAUCACUUGGACGUGCGACGGAUCGCCAAAAUGCUUU
This is a messenger RNA of Anopheles darlingi, 2480 nucleotides long. Its product is annotated as glutathione synthetase-like. Gene Ontology annotation, molecular function: glutathione synthase activity; ATP binding; glutathione binding. Gene Ontology annotation, biological process: glutathione biosynthetic process. Gene Ontology annotation, cellular component: cytosol. The transcript has 4 exons. Lineage: Eukaryota; Metazoa; Arthropoda; Insecta; Diptera; Culicidae. The record is from RefSeq and is a predicted model, not a curated record. The coding region runs from base 413 to 1111 and encodes 232 amino acids.